Drosophila miranda is the source of this 2626-nucleotide messenger RNA. It is a transcript of the gene Ndf, whose product is annotated as putative oxidoreductase GLYR1 homolog. The record is from RefSeq and is a predicted model, not a curated record. The transcript is spliced from 9 exons. The coding region runs from base 1 to 1851 and encodes 616 amino acids. NCBI's taxonomy places the organism in Eukaryota, Metazoa, Arthropoda, Insecta, Diptera, Drosophilidae. Gene Ontology annotation, molecular function: NADP binding; oxidoreductase activity, acting on the CH-OH group of donors, NAD or NADP as acceptor; NAD binding.
AUGUCGAAGAACAAAAAAAUGUCGCUAUCGGGCGGCGACACGACAGAAAAAUUUAUUUACAAACCCAAGGAUUUGAUAUGGGCCAAAAUGAAGGGCUUCACACCGUGGCCAGGCAUGAUUGUAGAGCCGCCUCUGGACCUGCUCACCCAGCAGCGCCGUGCGAAUACCAAGUGUGUUUUCUUCUUUGGAUCGAGAAAUUUUGCAUGGAUCGAGGAGAACAAUAUCAAACCUUUCGAGGGACCCUGGAAGGAGGAACUGGCCAAAGUAAGCAAGCCUGCUGCCUUUCGGCAUGCCAUGGCAGACAUCGACAAAUACAUUGACGAUCCGGCCGAGGUAGACGACCAGAUAAACGAGAGCUGUGGUGUGCCCAAUCAUGCCACCGAGGCUGAUUUUGAUAAGAUUCGGGAUGCCGUGGAUAGUGAUGAGAACGCUGUGGACGCUGUGGACGCUGAUGCCGAUGCCAACAACGGUGUAGUCGUCCACGUAGUCGGCAGUCCAGACGUGUCCGAAGCGGUGGAAGGGGAAAACAAUGCAGAUUCUUCAGCCUCACCUACCGUAACUGCUGCGACGCCAGCGACAGCAAAAUCCCCGGGAAAACGGACACCCAAAGCCAAGCCUGUUUCUGCUGUAUCCGCGACCAAGGCGGCAAAGGCUUCCACCACAAAAUCCGCACAGAAACGGCGCAUCUCUGCUCAUCAAACGCCCACUGGGGCAAAUACUAGUGGAGCACCGAACGCUAAACGAGGCAAGCGUGUCGUAUCGGGAGGCGCUACACCUGGCAAUUUUGAUGGGGCAAGUUCGUCCUCCCCUACAGCCCGCCGUCGCGUUGAAGUAGAUGCUCUGUUGGCAUCAUUAGCUGCGAAGCGUGCACCCAACGCGAUCGCCUUGCUGGAUCGUCCAGUGGUGACGCGGCCCGAGACUCAGGCCAUCGACAUGAAUUCGCGCUCCAAUACAUUGGCCGACCGCGACAUCGUGCCAUCGGAGUUGACCUUUGGCUUCCUUGGACUGGGCAUGAUGGGCUCGACUAUAGUUAAGGAUUUGAUAUACACAGGGCACAAGGUUGUGGUCUGGAACCGCACUAUCGACAAGUGUCAGCCAUUUGUCGAAGCCGGUGCCGAAGUUAAAGACACUCCCAUGGAUGUGGUUGAGGCGGCCGACAUUAUCUUUUGCUGUGUUUCGGACCCCAAGGGCGCCAAGGAUCUCGUUUUUGGGAACUGCGGCGUACUGCAGCUAAAAGAUCUGCGCAAUAAGGCGUACGUGGAAAUGUCCACCGUAGAUCCAGACACCUCCCUGGACAUUGGAGAGGGAAUCAAGCAGUGCAAUGGGCGAUACCUGGAGGCACAAAUCCAUGGCUCGCGUCAGGAGGCAGCCGAUGGUAUGCUUAUCAUACUGGCAGGCGGCGAUCGUACGGUAUUUGAAGAGUGUCACUCCUGCUUCAAGACCAUAGCGAAGAACACCUUCUUUUUGGGGACAGAUGUCGGUAAUGCCUGUAAAGUGAACCUGAUUUUGCAGACCAUUCAGGCUGUGAGCCUGGUAGGACUUGCAGAGGCGUUAGCAUUGGCUGAUCGUUUUUCCAUUUCGUUAAACGAUAUCAUAGACAUUUUCGACUUGACUUCAAUGAAAUCCCCACUGCUGCUGGCUAAGGGCAAGGAAAUGGCCAAGGGCGACUUCAAUCCUCAGCAGCCUUUAAGUCACAUGCAACGGGAUUUGCGUCUAGUGCUGAAUAUGGCAGAGAAUCUGGAUCAGUCGAUGCCUGUCACGAGCAUUACGAACGAGGUGUUCAAGCACACCAAGCGCUUGGGCUACAGCGAACACGAUUCGAGCGCCGUAUUCGUAAGAUCCAGAUUUUAACAUUUAGUUAACACAGCUACAAUUUAAACUAUACUUUAUCAUUUAGUUUAAACCGAACAGAACUUACAGCACGUAGACAUUGACGCAAAACACGCUCACCCACAGACUCACAUACUAUACUGACAAAGACGUUCGAUAUGCAAUAUCAAUGCAUAUUUGUAUGCGGAUAAUUGUUGUAGCUUUUUUAAACGAAAUGAUAGAGCAAUUAACCGCAUUUUCUAUUGCUAUUGUCAUUUGCAACGUUAUCCUAACCAUUAAUAUCCUCCCACAUACAAAAAUAGGGUUACUGCUAUGCAGAUCAAAGUUUAAAGAAAGAAUCCGACCCGAUCGAAGUAGUGGCGUGCAUGCACUCCACACCUGGGCAGAGCCAGAACUAGGUCAAUGCCAUUGCAUGAUGAAGGGCCCGGCUGGGGAACAGGCUAAGCAGGAAUCAACAAGUGGCAGAUCAAGAGGAGCAUACGAGUACACGAACAGACAUACCUUUGGCCACUUAAAUUUUUACAGGCGGACCACAUCCGUUAGUUGUGCAUUAUAUACUUUUUGAAUGUUUUCGUUGUAUUUUUUAACUUGGUUUUUUGGACCGCGUGCUGGUUAUGCGCGCGUUGCCCCAGCAAUGAAGGAAACGAAACCCCAAGGAAAGAAGCAAUCUGUAUUUUAGGGCGCUUGUUUUUCAAUCUUAUGUAUGUGCAUGUUGCUUCCCACAUAAGAAUAAUGUAAUGCAUACAUAAUUGUAAAUGUAUAGAAACACCACAUGCGAAUAAAUUGUACAAAAAUA